AUGAAAAGUGAUAUGGUGAGCGAUACGAAUCCAACAGUCAAGAAUACAGCGUGUGCUGAUCCAGAAACAGUGGAUCCGUGUGAUGCAACUCAACGAUUCAGAAAUACACCUUUUCGGAAUUACAUGAGUUACACAGAAGAUAAUUGCGCCAACACAUUCACUGCCCAACAAAAAGCAAGAAUGCAUUGUUAUAUCGAUCUGAAAUAUACAAAUUGGAUGGUGCGUCCGACACCAACCCCAAAUCAUAUUGUCGUCGCCCCACGAAUCAUACCAUGGCCAAAAACGAAUUCUAAAAGUGUCAAAAUUAUGUGGGCACCACCAUUAAGUAGCAUGAAUUGCGGUCCACGACAAAAACGUGUGCAAGAAACGCACUGCACUACAGAUAGACGUGUCGUACAAUAUGCUAUCUCAGCUAGUUCAUCCGAACCAUUCCAAAUGUCAGGUUUUUGGGGUCCAGAACAAGCUACCGCAACUAUGAAAACAGUGCGAACCCAUUUAUUGGAUCACAUUCUUGUUCACCCCACAUAA
Messenger RNA from Loa loa (African eye worm), 528 nucleotides. RefSeq lists its product as hypothetical. NCBI's taxonomy places the organism in Eukaryota, Metazoa, Nematoda, Chromadorea, Rhabditida, Onchocercidae. The transcript is spliced from 5 exons. The coding region runs from base 1 to 528 and encodes 175 amino acids. Gene Ontology annotation, molecular function: metallopeptidase activity. The record is from RefSeq and is a predicted model, not a curated record.